AUGCAUGACGGCCAGCAGGAUUGUGCAGACUCGCCGACUUUCGAUCUGGAUUUCUGCAAGGCGCGCGUUCGCCAACUUCUCGCCACCAACCCUGCGCUUGCGCUCAUCGGCUUCUACGUCAUCGGCCCCGACGUUGAGAGGCCAGGGACGAUUCAUGCGGAACUCGCUCGCCAGCUCGCCCCACUCUGUGAUGGCGCCGCGCUCCUUCUCUUUGACCCCACGGCCCUCGCCCAGCCUGCGCUCGAUGCCGACAAGCGCGCGUUUGUUGCAGUGUACGAGGUUCCUCUGGGCGAUGCCGGGGCCGGUGCAUGCGCGCCGGAAGCAGCGCAGUGCUUGUUUGAAGGAAACCGUGAAGCCGCAGGGCGUUCGCUCCGCAAGACGCAAAUGGAAAUAGCCAUGGAUGAAAUGGAAAGGAUCACUCUGGACCACAUCAUAAGCGAAGCUGGGGCUGCUGGGUCAAAGUCGGAGACAGCCGAGCACCGGUACCGGCUGCAAGCGGCUCGGCAGAGACGAGCAGUGGAAGAGUUGCUACGGCGAACGCAACAUCUGAAAGAUUACGUGGCGGAGGUGCGAGCAGGCGCCGUUCCUCGCGAUGAAACCCUCCUCCGGUCUCUCAUGUCCUUCUGCCGACACCUGUCGACUUGCAGAUCUCUUCCUUCCUCUCUUUCCCGUGUCUCCCCCCUCCCUUCUUCUUCUCCUUCCUGCUGCUCUCCUGGAGAGACGAGGUCUCCUGCCGCCGCUCUCUCUGGUCCACAGGAGGCGCGGUUUGCAUCGAUGGAUGUAGAUACACCCGACGCGACGGCGGAUUUGCCUUCUGCGUCAAAAGGCGAUUUUGAGAAGGUAUCUGAAACUCUGCGCGAGCUCGCGCUUCUCCCACGGACACAACAUAUCGAAAGCGCUGCGGAAGCGACGCGCGACGCAGUCAUGUCUCAAAUGGCCGUUCUGCUUUCCUCCAUGACGGAUGCUGUCGGAGCGGCGACCAGAACCCACGAAAAGUUUCUCCUCGCGCGGGCGAGUCACACUAGCAACUCCCGCUCGCUCGCCCAGCCUGCGGAACGCUCAGGGCGGCGGAGUCCCCAAGCCUGGUGA
This is a messenger RNA of Neospora caninum, 1089 nucleotides long. RefSeq lists its product as hypothetical. The record is from RefSeq and is a predicted model, not a curated record. Lineage: Eukaryota; Apicomplexa; Conoidasida; Eucoccidiorida; Sarcocystidae. The transcript is spliced from 6 exons. Gene Ontology annotation, cellular component: COP9 signalosome. Bases 1 to 1089 code for a protein of 362 amino acids.